Vicia faba (fava bean) is the source of this 471-nucleotide messenger RNA. NCBI's taxonomy places the organism in Eukaryota, Viridiplantae, Streptophyta, Magnoliopsida, Fabales, Fabaceae. The record is from the annotation of a GenBank genome assembly.
AUGCUACCCAUAGAGAAACUACAUAAUUUCACCCACCUACACUUCUAUUUCCAUGACACCCUAGAUGGUGAAAAACAAACUACACUCAAAAUUAUCAACCCACCUAAUGAAUCAUCUCAUGGUGAUUUUGGAUCCACCUUUAUUAUAGACAACCCUUUGACUGAAGAACAAGAUAUAAAUUCAAAACUUAUUGGAAGAGCUCAAGGAACCUAUGCUUUGGCUUCUAAACAAGGUGAUUUAGCUUUGAAAAUGGAUGUUAAUUUUGUUUUUAUAGAAGGUAGCUACAAAGGGAGCACACUUAGUUUGCUUGGAAGGAAUGUUAUUGUGGAUGAAGUUAGAGAAAUGGCUAUUGUUGGAGGAACCGGUGCCUUUAGGUUUGCAAAAGGGUAUGCUUUGGCAAAGACUGUUUUGUAUGAUCCUGCUUCUCAAAAUGCUAUUGAGGAAUUUGAUGUUAGCAUUUACCAUUUAUAA